AAAGGGCCGGCGGAAAGAGGAAGAUCCUUCUCUUCAAGAUUUUCCAUGGCAAACCUUCUUUGUCUCAUGAUCAUCCCCUUCUUAUUGUUUCUUAAAACUAGCAAUGCAUAUUCAAAUCCUCAUUGUUCACCUUCUUCUUGUGAUAAUAUCAUCACCAUAACCAGUCCUUUCCGACUUAAUACCGAUCCAGAAGAGUGUGGUUACCCAGUUUAUGAGCUUUCUUGCGAGAACAAUCUUACUUUGUUAUACUGGAACUCUGUCAAGUACUUCGUGCGUUCAAUCAAUUAUGCCAAUUACACAAUUCGAAUUGUGGACUCCAACCUUAACAAAACCAAUUGCUCCUCUCUCCCAAAUAACUAUCAGGGAGAAGAUUCGUACAAUGGUUUCCUUGUUUACGGUCGCUGGAAAAUUCCAACAAAGACUAUAGUAUUCUUGAAAUGUGCAAAUCCUGUAAAUUCCUCUGAUUAUAUAGACACCGCUCACUGCAAUAUUGGUGCUACUUUAGCCUCCCAACAUUCCAAAACCAAAACAACUGCUGAUCAUGUUUCUUCAUCUUCUUAUUAUUAUUAUGUGGUCGAUGGUAUGUUUCACGUUUCUGAUUUGGCGAGCUCGUGCCGCCCGGUGCUAAGGACCUUGGUAUCGAAUCAGUCAGUUGUGAACGGAAGGAAUACUUCUUUUGUGGAUAUUCACAACCAGCUUACAGAUGGCUUUGAGAUUUCAUGGUUGAUAUCAUUCUUCAAAAAUGGAAAUAAUGAAUGCUACAUCGAUUAUUCCAACGAGAUGCGAUGUUUAGCUUCGACGACGGCUGGUGUAAUAUUAUCAUGGAUUAACACUUUCAUAUCCCUUUUAAUGGAUGCGCUUUAUAGUUUGUAUCACGGAAAAGUAGGUCAAUGCUUCGGUUCCUUAGGCAGUUUCUCCAGGGAGAUAUGUGGGGCAACGGCUGGAAAGAUAUCAGUCUCAAUAAUGGACGGUGUAGUGUUACACACAGGAUUCAAAUUUAUAGUUGGGACACCAUUUGUAGUUGCCUUUGUAAUCUAUAAAUGGCGACGACGUCAUUUAUCAACAUAUGAUUCUAUCGAAGAGUUCCUUCACAAUCAAAAUAAUUUCACUCCUAUAAGAUACUCAUUCAGUGAGAUAAAAAAGAUGACCCAAAACUUCAAAAACAAAUUAGGAGAAGGAGGUUAUGGCUCUGUAUUCAAAGGAAAGCUUCGUAGUGGUCGUACUGUAGCAGUUAAGGUAUUGAGUAAAUCAAAGGGAAAUGGACAGGAUUUCAUUAAUGAAAUAGCUACAAUUGGAAGAAUUCACCAUGUUAAUGUGGUUCAUUUGAUUGGUUUUUGUGUCCACUCUUCAAAGAAUGCUCUUGUAUAUGAUUUCAUGUCUAAUGGAUCAUUGGAAAAAUAUAUUUUUUCUCAAGGAAUUACCAUUUUAAGUUGCAAGCAAAUUUUUGAAAUUUCGCUUGGUGUGGCACGUGGGAUUGAAUACAUGCACCAAGGAUGUUACAUGCAAAUCUUGCACUUUGAUAUUAAACCUCACAACAUUCUUUUGGAUGAAAAUUUUAUUCCAAAAGUUUCUGAUUUUGGAUUAGCAAGAUUAUGCCCAUUGGAUAAUAAUAAUGUGUCCUUAACUGCAGCAAGAGGAACUUUAGGAUACAUAGCGCCAGAGCUAUUUUACAAAAACAUUGGAGGAAUUUCUAAUAAAGCUGAUGUGUAUAGUUUUGGAAUGUUGUUGAUGGAAAUGGCAAGUAAAAGAAAAAAUUUAAAUGCGGUCGAAAAUACUAGCCAGAUUUACUUUCCGUCAUGGGUGCAUGACCAAUUAAGUCAAGAAAAAAAUAUAGAAAUGAAAACAUUUGAUACAGACGAGGUCGAUUCAAGAAUUGCAAAGAAGAUGAUUAUAGUAGCAUUAUGGUGCAUACAACUGAAGCCAAGUGAUCGUCCUACAAUGAACAAAGUUAUUGAAAUGCUUGAAGGAGAAGUUGAAUGUCUACAAAUGCCUCCAAAGCCUUCCUUGUAUCAACUAGAGAAGCCUACUGAGCAUGUUCAAGAGACAUCAUAUUCACAACACCCAAUAAUACCAUCAUUAACACUACAAAGAUAGGUAUGGCCCCAAAUCCAAAUGAUUGACAUUUGUAAUUUUAGUAUUUUGUUAAAAUACUUAACAUUAUUGGUUUUGAUUUUUGUAAUAUCAAAAUAUAAUUAUAUGUUAAACA
Molecule: messenger RNA, 2206 nt
Organism: Humulus lupulus (European hop)
Lineage: Eukaryota; Viridiplantae; Streptophyta; Magnoliopsida; Rosales; Cannabaceae
Product: rust resistance kinase Lr10-like
Exons: 7
Coding region: 46-2094 (682 amino acids)
Biological process (GO): protein phosphorylation
Molecular function (GO): polysaccharide binding; protein kinase activity; ATP binding
Source: RefSeq, a predicted model, not a curated record